Molecule: messenger RNA, 2598 nt
Organism: Blastocystis hominis
Lineage: Eukaryota; Bigyra; Opalinata; Blastocystidae
Exons: 8
Coding region: 1-2598 (865 amino acids)
Biological process (GO): maturation of 5.8S rRNA; RNA catabolic process
Cellular component (GO): nucleus
Molecular function (GO): ATP binding; RNA binding; RNA helicase activity
Source: RefSeq, a predicted model, not a curated record
AUGAGUCUCCGCGACCACCAGCGAGUCAUCUACACUUCCCCCAUCAAAGCCCUCAGCAACCAGAAAUACCGCGAUUUAGAGCAAGAAUUCUCCGACGUCGGCCUGAUGACGGGCGACGUGACGAUCAGCCCGAACGCCUCGGUGUUGGUGAUGACGACCGAGAUUCUGCGCAGCAUGCUGUACAAAGGCAGCGAUAUUCUGCGCGAAGUGGCGUGGGUGAUCUACGACGAGAUCCACUACAUGCGAGACAAAGAGCGAGGCGUGGUGUGGGAGGAAUCGAUCAUUCUCCUCCCCGAUUCAGUCCGUUUUGUGUUUUUGUCGGCCACCAUUCCGAACGCUCGCGACUUCGCUGGGUGGAUCGCGCAGAUCCACAACCAGAAGGUGAACGUCGUGUACACGGAGUACCGCCCCGUUCCUCUGCAGCACUAUCUCUAUCCCACCGGGGGCGACGGGCUGUUUUUGGUGAUCGACGACAAGGGGCAGUUCCGCGAGCAGAACUUCGCGAAGGCGCUGGCAGGGCAGGGACUGAGCACGCUGGAGAGCCAGGUGCUGGAGGACAAGAAGAAGAAGACGAAGAAGCCGACGGAGGAGCUGCAGCGGAUCGUGAGCACGGUGAUGGAGCGGAAUUUGGAUCCGCUGAUCGUGUUCUCGUUCAGUAAGAAGGACUGCGAGACCUACGCGCUGCUGCUUGCCAAGCUGGACUUCACCUCCGCUGAUGAAAAGAAGCUCAUUCAGGAGAUUUAUAAGAACGCGAUUUCGUCGCUGAGCGUGGACGAUCGGAAUCUCCCGCAGGUGAAAAGCGUGCUGCCCUUGCUGACGCGCGGUGUGGGGAUUCAUCACGGCGGUCUGCUGCCGAUUAUCAAGGAAACGAUCGAGAUUCUGUUCCAGGAAGGCCUGCUGAAGAUCCUCUUCGCCACGGAGACGUUCGCUAUGGGCAUCAACAUGCCGGCCAAGACCUGCAUUUUCACGUCGUUGCGGAAGUUCGACGGCGAGACGUACCGAAUGAUCACGCCCGGAGAGUACAUUCAGAUGUCCGGUCGCGCAGGUCGACGAAACAAGGAUAACAAGGGUAUCGUGAUUCAGAUCGUCGAUGAGGCCGGCAAAGCCGAUGAAAUCAAGCAUAUCUUAACCGGCAAGGCCGACCCGCUGUUCAGCUCGUUCCAUUUGGGCUAUAACAUGCUGCUGAAUUUGCUGCGCGUGGAGAACGCCAAUCCGGAGUAUAUGAUCACGCGAUCGUUCUAUCAGUACCAAAACCAGCUCGAUGCUCCCAAAAUCCGAGCUGAAUGCGAGCAGUUGCGCUAUGAGAUCGACUCGAUUUCAAUUGAAAACGAGAAACUGGUUUCUACGGUCGCCAAAAUGCGCGACGCGUGCGAGAAAGUCGAGGAGCAGAUGCGAGCGAUCGCGAUCACUCCCAAAUACGUGCUUCCCUUCCUCCAGAAUGGCCGGCUGGUUCGCAUUCGCGACCGAGCGAAUGAUUUCGGCUGGGGCGUGAUCGUUGGCUUCAGCAAGAACAAGAACUUCGAAGAAGGAUCCGCGACGAGCUCCGUCGAGACGAAAUACAUCGUCGAUGCGAUUCUUUACUGCUCGGAGCGAUCCACGCUGGCUUCCUUAAUCCCGCCAGAAAGCGGAAAAACGCCCACGAUGCAGGUCGUUUCGCUGUAUCUUUCCUGCGUCAUGUCGCUGAGCUCGCUUCGAAUCUUUAUGCCGAAGGAUCUGCGGCCGGUCUCGAAUCGAACCACGGUGGCGAACACGCUUCGCGAGGUUUUAUCGCGAUACAACGGCGCUCCGCCGACUCUGGACCCCUACAAAGACCUCAAAAUCGCAGACGAAACGUUCUCGAAACUCGACGAAACGCGCAAACGAAUCAUGCAGCAACUCGACAAGCUGUCCUUCGAUCCUUCCGAGCCUGCCAAUGCAGAGGCGCUCGCUGCUUUCGCUCGCAAGACCGAACUCACGCGAACGCUCUCGCUCCGCGAGAAGGAUUUAUCGAAUUCUUCGGCGCUGGUUCUCAGCGAGACGCUCGGGAAAAUGAAGCGCGUGCUGCGAAGACUGGGGUACAUCGACGAAAUGGACGUCGUGCAGGCGAAGGGCCGAAUCGCGUGCGAAAUUAACUCUGCGGAUGAGCUUCUUCUGACUGAGCUCAUCUAUGACGGUCUGUUUAUCGAGUUGACGCCGGUGCAGUGCGUGGCGAUCCUGGCUUCGCUGGUGUUUUUAGAGAAAACGGAUGAUGUGAUCAAGCCAAGACCUGAAAUGGCCAAGCCGUACGCGAAGUUGCUGGAAACGGCGAGACGCGUGGCGACGGUGUGCGAGGAGUGCAAGCUGCCGAUCGAUGUGGAGAAGUAUGUGGAGCAGUUCAAGCCGGUGAUGAUGGAAAUCAUGUACGAAUGGGCGAGUGGGGCGAAGUUCGUGGAUAUUUGCAAGAUGACGACGAUCUUUGAGGGAACCAUUACGCGAUGCACGCGACGUUUGGAUGAGCUGAUUCAGGAGGUGCAAGCGGCGGUCAUGGCGAUUGGGGAUAAGGCACAGGCGGAGAAAUUCGAGAUGGGGUCGAAGCUGAUUAAGCGAGAUAUUGUGUUUGCUGCGUCGUUGUAUCUGUAG